AUGAAGGCCUCGCGGUGUCUCUACGGCGUUUCUGCUGCAAACUGUCUUCCCCCAGCAGCAAAGCCAGGCUCAGCAGCAGCAGCAGCAGCAACAGCUUCUGCUGCUGCUGCUGCUGCUGCUGCUGCUGCUGGUGUCCCUGCUGCAGCACGCACGGUGUCUCCUUCCAGGCAGCUGCUGCGGCUCAUGCUGCCUUACUGGGUGCUUAAGGCUCUACCUUCUGCUGCCGCUUCUGCUGCUGCAGCUGCUGCUGCUGCUGCCGCCGCUUGUGCUGCUAGACUGUCCAAGGGGAGGCUGAGCCUUCUGGUGUCUGUCUCUUCUUUGGGGGGCUACGCGGCGGCGCAGCAGGCGGGAGUGGACGCAGCAACAGCAGCAGCAGCAGCAGCAGCAGCAGGCCCUGCAGCAGCAGCAGCAGCAGGGGCCCCGCUUGCUGCUGCUGCUGUUGCUGUGGGGCCCAUCGCCGCGCUCUUUGGUGGCGUCUUUCUCUCCUCUGCUGCUGCGAAUUCUCUUAACCAAAUUAUUGAAAGGGACAGAGACGCAAAAAUGAGUAGAACUAGAAACAGGCCUUUGCCAGCAGGACGGCUGAGUGUGCCUGCGUGUUUGUGCUUCGCGCUAGUUAGCAGCUGCUGCGGUGUGGGGCUGCUGCACAGCUGCUUCCCGGAUUCUGCUGCUGCUGCUCUUGCUGCUGCUACGCUGCUGCUGUACGCCGGGGUGUACACGCAGCUCAAACCCCUCACCCCCUACUGCACACAUGUGGGGUCUUUUGUGGGGGCUUUGCCGCUUUUGAUUGGCUGGGCUGCUGCAGGAGGGGCAGCUUGGCUGGGGGUGACUUCGUGGAUGUACCCGAUUAGCUGCCUGCCAGCCAAUGUUUAUUUGCUGCUGCUGCUGCAGCAGUUCAAUGCAGCACCUUCGAGGCAAACAGCAGCAAAGUAUUUCCGGCACUCUUUGUGGCACAUUUUGGUGCUGCUGGCCCUAGCUUCCUACCACAUAAAGCCGCAGCAGCAGCAGCAGCAGCAGCAGCAGCAGCAGCUGCAGCAGCUGCUACAGCAGCAACGUGGGGACGGAAGCGGCUGCCCCCUGAAGCUGCUCGCAGAGGCCUCGCCGCUGGGGGCGUCUCUUACGGCAGCGCGGCCGCUGCAGCUGCAGCAGCAGCUGCAGCUGCAGCAGCAGCAGCAGCAGCUGUGGCGCACCGGCAGCAGCAGUCCUCUAGCAGCAGAUGCUGCAGCAGGUGCUGCUGUCGUGAGGCAGCAAGAUGCAUUUAAAGGGACAAGAACUUUUCUUUCUGUCUUUUGUCCCCACCAGGCGCUGCUGUUUCAGGAGGCGCGGUGUCCCUUUGCUUCUCGCCGCAGCAGCAGCAGCAGCAGCAGCAGCAGCAGCAGCAGCAGCAAAGACAGCAGCAGCGGUGAAGACGACAGCAGCAGCGUGCUCGUCUCUGAGGCCUAG
Molecule: messenger RNA, 1440 nt
Organism: Eimeria tenella
Lineage: Eukaryota; Apicomplexa; Conoidasida; Eucoccidiorida; Eimeriidae
Product: cytochrome c oxidase assembly protein, putative
Exons: 4
Coding region: 1-1440 (479 amino acids)
Biological process (GO): heme biosynthetic process
Cellular component (GO): mitochondrion; membrane
Molecular function (GO): protoheme IX farnesyltransferase activity
Source: RefSeq, a predicted model, not a curated record